Molecule: messenger RNA, 1135 nt
Organism: Lactuca saligna
Lineage: Eukaryota; Viridiplantae; Streptophyta; Magnoliopsida; Asterales; Asteraceae
Source: the annotation of a GenBank genome assembly
UAUAGACAGUAUAGACGAAGCAAAGGCGGAAACAAAGGAAGAUGGAUAGAGAAUGGGGUUCGAAGCCUGGGAGCGGUGGCGCCGCCUCAGCCCAAAACGAAGCCAUCGACCGCCGUGAGAGGCUGCGGAGGCUCGCCCUUGAGACCAUCGAUCUUGCCAAAGAUCCAUAUUUCAUGCGCAAUCACCUUGGAAGUUACGAGUGCAAGCUAUGCUUAACACUGCAUAACAAUGAGGGGAAUUACUUGGCGCACACACAGGGGAAAAGGCAUCAGACCAAUUUGGCGAAGAGAGCUGCUCGCGAGGCGAAAGAUGCUCCUGCACAGCCUCAGCCUCAUAAGCGUGCAGUUAAUCUCCGAAAGACAGUUAAAAUUGGGCGCCCUGGUUACAGAGUGACAAAACAAUUUGAUCCAGAAACAAAGCAAAGGUCUUUGCUCUUCCAGAUUGAAUAUCCUGAAAUUGAAGAUCUUACAAAACCAAGACAUCGGUUUAUGUCAUCCUUUGAGCAGAGAGUGCAAUCUUUUGACAAGAAUUAUCAGUUUCUUUUAUUUGCUGCUGAACCAUAUGAAAUCAUCGGAUUUAAGGUUCCCAGUACGGAAAUUGACAAAUCUACCCCUAAGUUCUUCUCUCAUUGGGACCCAGAUUCCAAAAUGUUUACUUUGCAGUUAUAUUUCAAAACAAAGCCACCAGAGACAAAUAAGCCUCAAUCAGGUGGAACAACGAAUGGAACAUCAGCUCCUGGAGUCCCACCACCUCGGCCUCUAGCUCCACCACCACAAGCACCACCACCGCCACCGCCUUCAUCACAAGGAGCUUUGCCACCACCGCCGCCUCCUCCAAUGGGAAAUGGACCACGGCCUAUGCCGCCUGGUGGCAACCUCCCUGCACCACCUCCUCCAUCUUACGGUGGUGGUAUGCAAAACUUCACACCUGGUGGUAGGCCGGGGAUGCCGCCACCACCACCACAAGGUUUUCAAGGGCAUCCACCACCUCCACCACCUCAAUGAGUGUACUUUUUCAGAAUAUCAGUAAUCACAUACUUUAUGCACCCCACCAUGGUUUUUGUUACUUGGUUGCUAUAUUGUAUUUAGGAAACAAAAAAACGAAGGAUUUUUUUUUUUUUUUUUUUUUCUUGUUU